UUCAAACAUAUUUAGAUACACAGGGUUGGACUUACGUUAAAGUGAAGCUCUUUGUUUGAUAGGCUACAUGCUUCUACACCGUUAUUGUUCAUAGAAAAAUAUAAGGACAGAUAUCGAACUCAAGCAAUAUUUUAAGAGUUAAGUGAAUUCUUUUUCAGGGCCUUACGAACAGUUUGAAGUGAUACAAGAGUUUCCAGCACAAUGGAUCAAAAUGCCCUCAUCAAAGCGAUGCAGCAGUUCAUCAGCGCUCAACAGGAGGAGGCAGAACGGCAGAGGAGAGAACAACAGGAAGUGGCAGGACAGUGGAGGAAAGAAAUUGAAGCAAUGACUGACCUAUUCAAAAUUGCCAUAUCUAAACUCAAUGAGCCAAGCUCUGGCCCUUUAGUUAAGAUGACCCUACAAGAUGACCCUGAAGCCUUUCUGAAAAUAUUUGAGCGUGUGGCACGGCACUAUUGCUGGCCCGAGGAGACUUGGUCCCUAAAGUUAGCUCCACUUCUGUGUGGCGAAGCUCAGUUGGUCUAUGCUAAUUUAGAUGAUAUAAGUGCAGAGUCCUAUACUAAAGUCAAAGAAGCCAUUCUGCAUUGUUUCAGAACAGCUUCUGACUUGUACAAACAGCAAUUCUAUUCACUGAAAUUUCAGCCUGAUGAGUCCCCUCGCAGUUUCGCUCAAAAGCUAAAGGAUCUAGCAGAUAAGUGGCUUAGGCCUAUGGAAACUGAAAAAAUGAAAUUAUUUGACAAAGUUGUGUUGGGACAGUUCUUGCUGGUUUUGCCAAAAGAAGUACAGGAACGGGUACAGGCACAGUACCCUAAAGAUCUGGAAUCUGCAAUUAAAUUUGCUGAAGAAUUGUUUGAUAUUUUAUCAAACCCUGAAGAAGGUCCUUCUCACCAAAGGUUUAGGUUAGCAAAUGAUCUCAUAAAUUGUCCAACCCCCUCAUGUAUGGCUGGCAAUGUGUUACCCACCAGGAAAAAAGCAGCUUGUGUGGAAAACAUCUCACCUAGACUCCAACAGGAUGUUGCUUCUUCACAUUAUGAUGACAAUUGUGUUUCCAUUUCUGAAAAAGUGGCUGAUGUCAAGACAUCUAAAGAGAAACUUAAUGAAGAUUAUUCACCUGCUGCUAAAAAACAGCGACGUACUUGUGAUAGUGAAGAACCACUGACAGAAAUUUAUAAAAUGGUAGAAGAAUCAAGAAAUGCUAUAUCAAGGAUAUACGAAAAAGUGAAAGAUUUGUCAUGCACGGGAACAAAAGAAGCUUCCUUUUUAGCAGAACUAAAAGAAAAGAUAGAAAAUUUAAAAGAAAGGAACAUUUCUGAAAAAAUAUUCAUUGGAAUAUAUGGCAGGAGUGGAAGUGGAAAGAGUUCACUGAUUAAUGCUCUUCUAAAUGAAAUAUGUUUGCUGCCCACAUCAUCAAGACAAGCUUGCACAUCUUGUAUUGUCCAAGUGCAGGCUCAUGGAAACUACUCCGAGUACAGAGCCGAGAUCGAAUUUAUCAGCAAGGAGGAAUGGGAAGAAGAGUUGAAAGAGCUUGUAGAGAACUGUAAAGAAGACAAUAACCAGGAUGACAGCGAGACAGAAGUGAAUGAGGACACUGAAUAUGAAAGUGCAAAAGCAAAAAUAACAGCUGUUUAUGGAAAGAAUGGACUAAAUAAAAGCUUUUCUGAAUUGACUAAAGAGAAAAUCAAUGAUAUUUUAAAUUCUACCAAAACAUUUACUUUAAAAACUGCUUCCCAAUUGUCAAAGAUGAUAUCUCCUUAUAUAAGGUGUGAUGCUGAUGAUGAGACCCUCUGUUCUUAUUGGCCUCUGGUGAAGGUUGUUAACAUUUUUGUUCCAAGAACCCCUCACCUACCAAGUCAGGUUGUACUGGUUGAUCUUCCAGGAACUGAAGAUCCAAACAAGGAAAAAAAUAAAAAGUGGAAAGAGUGUUUUAGCAAGUGUUCAUUUGUUUGGUUUGUUACGGAUAUACACCAAGCAGAACCUGACCAAAUCACAUCAAAAAUCCUAAAUACAGGACUGAGACGCAUUGUCAGUGGAGGAGAGUGCCGAAACAUAACCAUCAUCUGCACCAAAGCAGAUGAAACUGGCAUUGGAAGUGAUCAUAACAUACUUGGAAUUUCAGGACAAACUGACUCAUAUGAUGAGGACCAAAGAAGGAUACAGAGUAUACAUGUACAGGAAAGAAAUAGUGAAAUCAAAAGGAGAAUUUUUUAUGAAUGCAACAGAAAAUUAAAUGAGCAUGCUGUCCAUGAUCUCAUUGAAGUGUUUACAUUGAGUUCUACAGAGUAUUGGAAUAACAAACAAGGCAAAAAGAAAAUCCUAACAUAUGAAAAAACUGAGCUCCCAUUAUUGAGAGAGCAUUUGAAAAUGAUCCAUGACAAUCAGAACAAGAAAGUAGUAGAAAAUUAUGUUUCCGAGGUGUCUGGAGUUCUAUACUUUCUUAAUGUUCCUAAGGAAAAUGCAGAAGAUAAGGCUGAUGAGAAUGAAAUGCUUUAUUUUCAAUUGAGCAAAAGAUUUACAGCAGAGGCUAACAUUUUAGCAAAUUUCUUCGACAAUAUUUUUAAAAAACUGCAAACAGAAUUGAUGGAAGGUGUGGCAAAAGCUGAAACUAAAUACAUAAAUCUUCAUCGCUUGUUAAAUCCUGAAACAAUGAAAUUUAUUGACUACCAUCAGACAAUUCAGGCUUUAUGCAGGAACUCUGGAAUUUUUCGAUUUGCCAGUGGUUACUGCAUUGAUCUUAACAAAACACUGGCAUUAGAAAUCUAUGAGGCUGUGGAUAACACCCUACAAAACUUUUUCCGGUUUGAUAAAAAAACAAGAAGCAGCAUAAAUGCAGCCCUGAAUUUAUUCCAGCAAGACUUUCAACAACACUGUUACUGUGUAUUAAGAAAAAAUAAAGGAGCUCGAUCACAUCGUUGUGUAUUCAUUAACAUUGAGGUAUGA
Polypterus senegalus (gray bichir) is the source of this 2934-nucleotide messenger RNA. RefSeq names its product nuclear GTPase SLIP-GC-like. Bases 202 to 2934 code for a protein of 910 amino acids. Lineage: Eukaryota; Metazoa; Chordata; Cladistia; Polypteriformes; Polypteridae. The transcript has 15 exons. The record is from RefSeq and is a predicted model, not a curated record. Gene Ontology annotation, molecular function: GTPase activity.